UCGGGGCGGUCCCUCUCUCCCGCAUUCCGGGCAUAGCAGCGCCGGGCCGGGAGCGGAGCGGCUGCGAAAUGCGCCGGUGCCUCAUCGUGGCUGGUUCCUGCUAAGGUCCCUGGGCACUCCCUUCUCCGGUGGAAUCGUGGCUUUGCCGACGGCGCUUGCAGACAUGAGGACGGCGGAGGACUCGAACGGGACUGUCCUGCACCGCCUGAUCCAGGAGCAGCUGCGCUACGGGAACCUCACGGAGAACCGCACGCUGCUGGCCAUCCAACAGCAAGCCCUGCGCGGCGGCGGUGUUGCCAGCAGCCCCCGCUCCUCCCUGGAGAGCCUGAGUACCGAGGAGAGCCAAAUGGUGCAGCAAUCCACGCGGCAGGAGCCCCAGGGCCAGGAGCACCAUUCCGACCACGUUUACUUGGAGAACAACGUCUAUCAGCUGUGCCAAACCAAGGGCGAGGAGCUCCCGACCUAUGAGGAGGCCAAGGCGCACUCCCAGCUGUUUGCCUCGCAGAGGAGCGGGCAGCAGCCCGGAGGGGGCAGCCCGGGCAUUCGGGGGGACACAGUUCCGCACAGGGCGGAAAGCGGCGCCCACCGCCCCGAUGAAGGGCUGAAGGACCUGAAGCACGGCCACGUGCGGUCGCUGAGCGAGCGGCUGAUGCGGAUGUCGCUGGAGAGGAAUGGAGCCAAAGCGCAGAGCCCCAUCAGCGCAUCCCACAGCUACCCCCAGCUCUCGCGCCAGCACCAGCUCGCUGCCCUGCGAGGGCAGAACCCCGAGGCGCCUGAGCCGCGCGGACCCCCCCCGGACUAUCCCUACGGCAUCCCAGCCCAGGACGCGUACCUGGCCGAGCCUCGACCCUGCUCCCGGGAAGGUCCGGGGUUUCCACAUCCCGAAAUCAGGGUGCUGCCCACCCACGUCCCCACCGCUUUCCUGCCGCCACCGGGCGCCCUGGGUGCCGCUGGCGUGGAGGCCCUGGUGAGCGCCCAGGCGGUCUCCGCUGGCAGCCGCCUGGCCCGGGCGGACAUGAUCCUGCGGGAGAAUGAGCGGCUCCAUCGGGAGAACGAGAAGCUGCGGUGGGAGCUGGAGAGCUGUGCUGAGAAGGCGAGCCGCAUCCAGAAGCUGGAGAGCGAGAUACAGCGCAUCUCGGAGGAUUAUGAAAACCUCGUCAAGGCGUCUUCCAAGCGGGAAGCCUUGGAAAAAGCCAUGAGGACCAAGAGAGAUGGGGAGAUGCGACGGCUCCAGGACUUCAACCGGGACCUGAAAGAGCGGUUGGAAUCAGCGAACAAGCAGCUGGCCAACAAGGCCCAGGAGCGGCAGGAGAGCAACCAGGGCAGCGUGGCCAAACUUCUGGCACAGAGCUAUGAGCACCAGCAGGAGAAGGAGAGGCUGGAGCGGGAGGUCUCGCUGCUGCGCAGCGCCCACGAGGAGCAGCGGCGACGGGCAGAGCUGCUGGAGCAGGCGCUGGGCAGUGCCCAGACGCGGGCGGCCAAGGCGGAGGCCGAGCUGCGGAAGAAGCGAGCCUACGUGGAGAAGGUGGAGCGGCUGCAGGCAGCCCUGGGCCAGCUCCAGGCCGCCUGCGAGAAGCGGGAGCAGCUGGAGCUGCGGCUUCGCACCCGCCUGGAGCAGGAGCUGAAGAUGCUGCGGGCUCAGCAGAGGCAGGCGGGUGCCGCGGGCGGGGGGGAGACGCCAGAGCUGAGCGCCCACACGCUCUCUGAGCAACUGAGGGAGAAGGAGGAGAAGAUCCUGGCCCUGGAGGCUGAUAUGACCAAGUGGGAGCAGAAGUACCUGGAGGAGUGCACCAUGCGUCAGUUCGCCAUGGAUGCUGCAGCUACAGCAGCCGCCCAGCGGGACACCACCCUCAUCAGCCAUUCCCCACGGCACUCCCCCAACAGCAGCUUCAACGAGGACCUCCUCCUGGCCAGCCAUAAGCACCAGGAGAUGGAGAACAGGUUAAAAGUCCUCCAUGCCCAAAUCCUGGAGAAGGAUGCCGUCAUCAAGGUCCUGCAGCAGCGCUCACGGAGGGACCCCAGCAAAGCCCUCCAGGGCUCUCUGCGGCCGGCCAAGUCCGUGCCCUCUGUCUUUGCAGCCUCCACGGCCCCGAGCUGGCCGGGGGCUGGCCAGGGCGACCGGCUGGCCGAGAGCAGCUCCCGCGGCAGCCCAGCAGGCAAAGCCACCGGCGAAGGGGCAGCAGCACCCACGGCCCUUCCCCUGCCCUCACACUCCAAGCACGGCAGCAAGGACGGCAGCACACAGACGGACGGAGCAGCUGAGAGCAGCGGCCAGGGCGAGGGCACCGAGACCUCGGCCACUGCCAGAGCCCCGGAACUGUCUGACAUGGUGGAGAUCCUGAUUUAAGGCCACGCAGGGGCUGCCCGACGGCACCUCUGCCCUCCCCUCCCUGCCUGCACCUGCCUGGGAUGGAGGAGCCUGCGGGAAGGAGGACGGAGCCUGGACCUCAGCAGCAUCUCCGAGAGCCACCGUCCCUGCCCGGUGCCCGCAUGGCUUCCCAGCUGCGCAGGGCGCGCUGGAGCCUGGGGACCCUGCAGCAGUGGCAGGAGCUCCCAGCCUCUCUGUAAAUACACACAGGAUUUGUAGGAUGGGAGCAAAUGUAUUUAUCAUUUCAGCCUCUUCUUCCUGAGGCGGGGUUUCUUCCCAUCCCCUCCCUCAUCAGCUCCAUCCUUAUUCCACCUCUGGGUCUCAGCCAUCCACCCAAGUGCUUGGCCUCCGACUGGAAAAUCCCUCUCUGUUCGCCAAAACUGUGGCCACCAGCUGAUGUCUCUGUGCAAGGUCAGAGCUGGAAGGAAUCCUCCGUGGGUGUCAUCUACCGUUUGGAUCCACAUGGACACGAUGAGCGCUGGGAGCCCCAAACCUUCAUCACCUGCGUCCAUCGCCUGCGUCCUGCCUUUGGAUUGUUAGCGUGGGCCGGCGAGGGGUUCGGGAUGGGACAGCAGCGAAGCAAAUCGCAAAUGUUAAUUGAGGGGAUGAAAGGUGGAGGAGAAAUCCCCCAGAAACCGGAGGUGAAGCGCUCGGAGCGAAGCCAGGGCGGCGGGUGGAGGCAGUGGGAUGCGCUGCCCCUUUCCUGGCUUCAUCCCCCACCACAUCCCAGCUGCUGGCAGCUGGCUCCUGCCCGUAGCCAGCACCGACGCCGCGCUCCUCUGAGCUCGGGCGCUUCCCCUCCUUGCACCUCGUGUCUAUACAUAUAUUUUUUCCCCUUUCUUUCUCCUUUAAACGCGUGCAUUUGCUGGACAACUGCAUUUUUUAUUUUUCUCUCCCAGACACGUAAAAAAUGCGUUCGGUUCUCGUGCAUUGUUUACAGAGUAGAAAACAAACAAACAAAACAAUUAUGAAAGAGGAAAAAAAGAAAACCAAACCCAUGACUUAAUAUAUUUUAUAUUAUUAUUGGUGUUUCUUGUUAAGUAUUUUUUUUUCGUGCUGUGAACUUAUUUUUUUUUCCUGCCAAAGACGGUGAGUUCUUGUUUGUGCGUUUUAAGUUAUCUGAAGUAUUUAAACGUAAACCUGGCUGUUGCGUUGUGCCGCCCUAUACCGAGGUUGCUGUCGCAUUCCACUUGGUAUAACAAUAUUUUAAUAAAAAAACCCAAAUAUGA
Molecule: messenger RNA, 3597 nt
Organism: Cuculus canorus (common cuckoo)
Lineage: Eukaryota; Metazoa; Chordata; Aves; Cuculiformes; Cuculidae
Gene: AMOTL2
Product: angiomotin like 2
Biological process (GO): angiogenesis; actin cytoskeleton organization; hippo signaling
Cellular component (GO): plasma membrane; cytoplasmic vesicle; bicellular tight junction
Source: RefSeq, a predicted model, not a curated record